GGGCUUUUGUGCCAAGAUCGAUUCCACACAUUCUCGCCACGAUCCGCUGGCUAUAUAAGUGCGAACGGGGCCGACUCACUCGCAUUCAUUGUUUGCUCGCAGGCGCAUGAACUCAACUCAGUCGAGGACCAAAGGACUUGCGACUCCACAAAUUACGGGCCAUAAAUUCGCUUCAUUCAUUAUUAAUCUUGCUCCGAGUCCGAUUCCCAGUCUCGGGAACUGUGUGUGUUGUGUACUCUACUGUUUAUCAAAGCAAAGUAAAACUGAAAGCCAAACAGCGCCAAAUACAAACAACGAUUCCUCGGCAGCGAAAUAAACAAAACUUCGCAAAACGUGCGCGCCAACAAAAAACGGCAACCAGGGAAAAGUUCGCUAUAAAUUUCCCCGAUUCAGACGCCCGUGCCCCAAUAAAUUGUUUGUCUACGUAGAACAAAAGAAAGCAUUUUGCAAUAAACAAGUCCCGAAAGGCCAACCAGAUCAACAUGGAAGUGCAGAAGCUGCCGGAUCAGUCGCUGCUCUCCAGCAUAAUUCUCGAUUCCAGAUGUGGGCUGAACGACUUAUAUCCGAUUGCCCGGCUGACGCAGAAAAUGGAGGACGCCCUUAGUGUUUCUGGGAAAACCCCGUCCGCCGCCGCCGCCGUCGACAAGGACUGCCCCUACACCAUCGAGCUGGUGCAACCCGAGGACUCGGAGGCGGUGAUCGCCAUGCUCAAGACCUUUUUCUUCAAGGAUGAACCGCUCAACACCUUCCUUAAUCUGGGAGAGUGCAAGGAACUGGAGAAGUAUUCCUUGAAGCCCCUUCCCGACAAUUGCUCAUACAAAGCAGUCAAUAAGAAGGGGGAAAUUAUUGGCCUGUUCCUAAAUGGAUUGAUGCGACGUCCGUCGCCCGAUGAUGUGCCCGAAAAGGCAGCCGACUCCUGCGACCACCCAAAGUUCAAGAAGAUCCUCUCGCUGAUGGACCACGUGGAGGAGAAGUUUAACAUUUUCGACGUUUAUCCCGACGAGGAGCUGAUCCUGGACGGCAAGAUCCUGUCGGUGGACACUAACUAUCGGGGUCUGGGCAUCGCCGGACGGCUCACCGAACGAGCCUACGAGUACAUGAGGGAAAACGGGAUCAACGUGUACCACGUCCUGUGCUCCAGCCACUAUUCCGCCCGGGUAAUGGAAAAGCUAGGCUUCCACGAGGUGUUCAGCUUGCAGUUCGCCGAUUAUAAGCCGCAGGGCGAGGUGGUCUUCAAGCCGGCGGCUCCGCAUGUCGGCAUCCAGGUGAUGGCCAAGGAAGUGGGGCCUGCGAAGAAGACAGCGCAGACGAAGCUCUAGAUGAUCUGAAUUUGGAUUUCGUACUAUGUGAUUCUUUAGUUUGUAGUUCGGUGGCGGGUUCCGGUAGUUCCAUGUCAAGUGUCUCCACUUUCGAUUCAUAGUAGCAUAAACAAACAGUACAAGUUACGUAUUUAUAUAAUUUAAUUAUCCCUUCGCGACGGUAAGCUUAAGUGUUUUGUGUUUAGAACGGCAAUAAAUAAAAUGCCUUUAAAAUCA
Drosophila ficusphila is the source of this 1535-nucleotide messenger RNA. It is a transcript of the gene speck, whose product is annotated as arylalkylamine N-acetyltransferase 1. Bases 483 to 1319 code for a protein of 278 amino acids. NCBI's taxonomy places the organism in Eukaryota, Metazoa, Arthropoda, Insecta, Diptera, Drosophilidae. The record is from RefSeq and is a predicted model, not a curated record. The transcript is spliced from 4 exons. Gene Ontology annotation, molecular function: N-acetyltransferase activity.